This is a messenger RNA of Monodelphis domestica (gray short-tailed opossum), 3503 nucleotides long. It is a transcript of the gene FBXO48, whose product is annotated as F-box protein 48. Gene Ontology annotation, biological process: SCF-dependent proteasomal ubiquitin-dependent protein catabolic process. Gene Ontology annotation, cellular component: SCF ubiquitin ligase complex; cytoplasm. The record is from RefSeq and is a predicted model, not a curated record. Gene Ontology annotation, molecular function: protein binding. NCBI's taxonomy places the organism in Eukaryota, Metazoa, Chordata, Mammalia, Didelphimorphia, Didelphidae.
CCCGGCAACCCACGCGCCCCCAUUGCCCGCUAAAGCUGCAAGCCUGACGCGCCGGCUCCCAGGUUUCGGUGACAGAUGAUCGGCACAGAUGUUGUUUAUUUGUCUUUGUCAAACUUACAAAUUAUAGGGUGGCCCUGGAAAUAGGUCCCCGCUCUUCAAUCCGAAUGACUGGCCCCUUCCCAGAGAGUGAGACCCUUCCCAGAGCUCGUGCCUGGGGACUGCCCUCUCCCUCACGGAGCUGUCAUCCCCUGAUUACAAACUGGAAGUUCUGAGGUGGAAGAACUUUGCUCUUUUGUUUUCUUUCGUUUUCUUUUGUUUUUUAAAUGGCAUUUUAAAGUUUACAAAGUACUUUUUCUCACCACACUGUGAGGUCAUAUGUGAAACAGAUUUACUAAAACAUCAAAUUAUGCAGAAAAUCUCCAAGAGAAAUAGUAAUUCACCUACUGCUGGUAAAGACCUCAACCCUGUUUGUCCUGAUAAGAAGAAGAAAGAAAAUAAAGACAAUUUUGUUGAAAUAUUACCUCCAGAAGUAACUUUUAAAAUCUUUAGCCAACUUGACAUUCAGAGUUUAUGCCGGGCUGCAACAAUAUGCAAGAGCUGGAAUCAAGCAAUCAAGAAUUGUGACUACUUAUGGAAACACCACUGUUUGACUGUUAGAGCAAUAUGUCAAAAAGAGAUAGAUGGCGAUCGAGGAAAUGGAUAUUCAUGGAGGGUAACACUGCUGAGGAACUAUUGGAAGAGUAAGGUAAAGCAUGAAUGGCUGAGUGGCAGAUAUAGCAACAUUUGCUCUCACAUUAGCCUACCAGAGAAAAACAUGUGCCCUAUGGAUGCAGAGACCUGGGGGGAAAUUCUAGAAGCAGAACUUGAAAGAUAAACUGAAAAAUCCAGGAGAGAUCUCAUCUUUCAAGAGUCAAAAGCAAACAUUGCUAUGGUGCAAAUACUAUGUACUGUUAUUUGCUUAUUGUUCAUUUGUUUUUAUUUUGAACUUUUAAAGGAAUCUUAUAUGAAAUGUAACCUUUAUUUUUAUUUUGCACUUUACACCUUCCCCUAAAAAAAUGUAUUUGAUAUUUUUAUUGAAAGAAUGGAAUUCCAGUGAUGAUAUUUUUAAAAGGAUUGCUUUCAAGAUUUGUGUAAUACCGGUUUUAUAAAAUACUAUUAUUGUGAAAUAAUAGGAAAAACAGUGGAAUUUGAAUAAAUUGGGGUUCUUAAUGUUUUAAAUUAAAAGUUGAAUAUCUUCAGGAAGAAACUUUGUUUAAAAUAGUGUACUCUUAAAUUGUGUUCUAUGAUAAGCAAUUAAAAAAAAAAGAUUGAAAGAACAAUCAGGUGUUUGGGAAAAUGUCCCCAACCAUAUAAGCAAACUUCCUUCUCUAACUAGAUGUAUUUUAGAUUGUUAACAACAGCAAACAGAUCUGACCAAAUAAAGGGUGUUAAAGCACUUAGAACUACUAUUAAGUUAUAAGGUAUUUUCAUCAUCACAUUUUUGUAUCUUGAAUGUGUUUGUGUCCACAUGUGAAGUUGUUUGGGGGUACUUUUUUACUCAUAUACACUAUAUGCUGGCUGACUUACAUUAUAUCCAUUAUUAUUUGUAUUGUUUCUUUGUUUUCCAUUCCUACUAUUUCAAUAUUGUAUCUAGUCAAACUGAAUUAUUUCAAAUAAGAGGAAACAAAGAUCCAGAGAGGUGAAAUGGUUUGACCAAGAUUAAUUUGACAGGUAAAGAAAGUCAAGGUUGAGAUUCCAAAGGAAAGGCAGGAGGGAAAUAAUUUUAAAAAGACAUUUCUUCUCUUCUAGCUCCCUCUUGAUUCUCUGGAUUUUUCUACUAUGCCUUCUUAUCUCCACCACCACUCCCACCUCCUACACUUUCUUCUCCCAUAAACUCCAGUGGAUUGAUGACUGUUUUUUUUUUCUCUUGUAUUUGUAUUCCUAGCAUUUAGCAUCCUGAGUAGUGUGGAAAGGAAAACUGAAGCAAGUUUUGGACUUUCUGCCACUCAGGUGGAACAAACAGCAAUUGGAAUGUUAGAAGAUAUUGACAAGAAUGACGGUGGGGGGAGGGAACUUGGAGAGUGACAGUUGGUCUCAGGACUCUCUUUCCUGGACCUGGGACAGGAAGGAGCACUCUCACCCUGCCUUGGGUUAGAAGUGCCUCUAUUCCCGAUUUUCCCAACUGUGUGCCCUACCUAGAUUCCUGGGAUCAUGUCAUCGAACAAAAGGAUUUAAGGAGAGCGGUUUGAACUUAAGGCCAGUCUUUAGGGGCCUCAGCCUGAAGAGACAGGCUCAACCAGCUCCGAAAGUCAGAACAUUUUCUUCCUCUUGCUGUCUACUGCUAAGAUUUUGAACUUAAGAAAACUAGCAUAGAUUAGCAUAGACAGGAAUAAAAGAAACCCUCCACCAGCUGGUGAGGCCUGGCCUCAGCUCAGAAGCUGGGAGGAAAUUCAAACCCAUUCUAGGAAAAUCUGGAUUCCUUCUUCCCUGAUAUUUCCCAAUCCAAACUUGUUAUUAAAAUUCAUCUUUAUUUAAAUAACUGCAGUCAGAUAAGAGGACAAUCAUUUCAGGGAGACAUAGAAGAAACUGAACCUCAGGACAGUCAUUCAACCAUAAAUAGUCCUUAUCAGACCCCUGCUGGACGACCUUGGAGGGGGGAGGCUUGUCCCUCAGGGGGAUCCGUGCUUACCUGCUCUGGACUAUCUUCAACAUCAAUCAAUAGAGAAGACAUCCCCUCAGGCUAUCAUAGGUGUCCCAUUUCUUGGGAACCCCAAUUUUCAAAGAUAGCCUCUCAGCAAGGGUAUCUCUCUCCUUUUACCUCACCAGCAGCCAUAUUCCCUCUCUCCCUAAACCUUCCUUAUCCCCUAUUCUUCAAUUCCCUACAAUUCUUUUAAAUAUUAAAGUAGUUCCUGUUAAGUGUUUAACAAAUGAAUGACCUAUCUAUGAAUGAGGUGAUGGUGGUGAGAACCCCAGUCUGGGAAUCAGUAAAACCUGAAUUCAAAUCCAAUCUGAGUCAUUUACUAGCUGUGUGACCCUGGAUAAGUCACUUAACCUCUGCUUCAGUUUCCUUAACUGCAACAUGUGCCUAAUAAUAGCAUCUUUCUCCCAGACUUUUUGGAAGAAUCAAAUAAGAUAUUUGUAAAGUGAUCAGCAUAAUGCCCAGUACAUCGCAGGCAUUAGAUAAAUGUUUCUUGUUGUUGUUAAAUAGCAUAAAAAAAUGUUUUAACUACUCUCAUUACUGUUUAAUAUGCACUACAUUGAAUAAUAGCCCAGUAAUUUAACAAUCUCAGAUAUUUGCAGUAUUUUUAUGGUAUUUUCCUAUCUCUCUGUCCAUUCUCACAUGUUAUCCUCACAAGAGUCCCAUAGAUUUAUAGAUGUGUUUUACAGAUAAGGGAAAGCUUUCAAGGUGAAGAAACUUGUCCAAGAUCAAGUGGCUAAUUAGUGUUUUGAUCUUGGAUUUUGAAAUCUGAUAUUUCCCUUAUUCGAUGUCUCAUACAGUGGUAUUAAACUCUAUAGAAGAAUCC